UGACGCAGCAGCAAGAUGGCGGCGCAGGUGGAGUUGUGUUGUUUGGAAAGUUUCCCUUCGCACCUGAGUCCCCUGGACGUUCUGGUUCUUCAAACUCAACUGCACUCGGUUUUCCAGAAUGACACCGACCCGCCGACCGCCCUCUUCACCCCGCAGCGGCCUCGGGGCUCCGGAGGGCCGGGCAUCUUACUGCGCGUCCACCCGACCACCGAGGAGGAGAUCGCGGGCUGCGGAGGAGGAGGAGACUCCCCCGGAGCGGAGCUCGGGAUCCGGGUCCGGGUGUUCACCAGCCGCUUCUUCCUGCGGCACCACGGGCUCCAGGGGCUCGGCAGCAGCACGGGGACCCUGCGGGCCCUGGAGCCGAUCCCCCUGGAGAGACUGGUGCUGGGAGCCCGCAGCAGGCAGAGCCUCCUCUGGGCCGGAGCCGAGCGCUUCACCGGCGGGCUGCUGGAGCUCUGCCGCCCGGGACAGUGGCUGCUGGCCCGGCGGGGAGACCCGCUGCUGCUGCCCCGACACCCGCUGCUGGGAGAGGACCCGGCACAGGUGCAGCAGCAGCUGAUGGAGCUGCUGGUGCUGGACUGCAGCCCCGUGACACAGGGCCGGAUCACCGCCGACACCGCUCUGGUUCUGACGGACUGCCCGGACUCGGCGGACCCCCCCGGCGCCGCCCCGGCCUGCAGGCCGCUCCGGCUGUGCGUGUCGGACUUCGCUCAUUACGCCGACGGCCUCGCGGGCGGCCGCUCCCUCCUGGACAGCGAGCUGCUGCGCUCGGGGCUCUCGGGGCCCUCGGGGCUCUCGGGGGUCCUGCAGGCGCUGGAGUGCCGGCUGGACGUCCAGGUGGUGGACACCGGGCGAUGGCUCGGGGUCAAAGGUCAGCAGGGCGCCGCCGACGUGGACAACUGCGUGUUCGUGAGCAAACGGCUGCUCCUGCGGCUCGGGCUGUUCAACCAGGAGUGGGUGAAGCUGUCGAGGCCCGGCGGGGCCUCCAGAACCACCGGGCCGGGGCUCCCCGACGUCAAGGGGGCCGCCGGCAGACAGCGGCUGGUCUCCGUGCUGGUGGUGGAUUUAACGGAGAACCCGGACCGGCAGAACCCGGACCUGCAGAAUCACGACGAAGUGGGCUUCAUAUCGGCAACGCUGUGGUUCAACAUGACGGAAGGAGACGAGAUCCCCGUGAACGGCUGCACGCUGAGGAUGAAGCGCUGGACGCCGUCUCCUCCGGCGCCCGCCGCCGCCGCUCGCCACUCAGACAGCUUCAGUCGCUCUUCUUCUCCGAUGUUCGCCGGCGAGCUUCACGUCCAGCCGGUCGCGUCGCCGCUCUACAACAACCUCGGUUGCUACGGCGACCUGCUGUCCGAGCACUUCGCCUCGCCCAGGCUCGUUUCACAGGGAGACGUCCUGACGGUCCCCACAGGCCACGCCCCCGACCUGCUGGAGAGCAACGCAGAGGGGGUGCACAGGUGUCCAGUGCUGUACUUCAGAGUGCAGAAGGUGUGUCUGUCGACGGAGGAAGGAGGAGGAGGAGGAGGAGGAGGAGGAGAAGAAGAAGAAGGAGGAGAAGAAGAAGAAGCUCUACUGGUGGACAGACUGCACACCACGCUCUACAUGCGAGGCCCCGCCGGCGGCCCGGUGCCCGGCCUCUCCGUGGGGGGGGGGCGGUCCCUGUGGAGCAGCCUGUGUCCCGCGGGCCUCCAGACCACCGUGGAGCUCCUCUGCAGCGCCGUCAGCCCGCACCUGCAGCGCAGCAGCUCUCUGGCCGGCUGCACCGUCCUCCUGCACGGACCCACAGGAAGUGGGAAAGUGACGGCGCUCAGAGCAGCGACCCGGAGACUCAACCUCCACCUGCUGAAGGUGGACUGCGUCGCCGUGUGCGCCGACACGCCGGCGGCCUCGGAGGCGAAGCUGUCGUCGGCGUUCCGGCGUGCCGAGGCGCUGCGUCCGUGCGUCCUGCUGCUGCGCAACCUGCAGCUGCUGCUCGGUCGCCGCGGCGACGCCAGGGAGGACAGCCGAGUCCACGCCGCGCUCUGCCGCCUGCUCCGCGGCGCCCCCUGCAGCGUGGUCGUCGUGGCGACGGUCCGCAAACCCCGGGAGCUGCCGGCGGGCGUCGCGGCGGCGUUCGUCCACCGGGUGGCGCUGGAGAGUCCCACCGAGGAGCAGCGGCUCGCCAUGCUGGUCAGCUUGAGCCGAGACCUCCAGCUGGGGAGAGACGUCGACCUGGAGAGGAUCGCCAAGGGCACCGCGGGCUUUGUGUUGGGGGAUCUGAGCGCCCUGCUGGUGGAAGCCGGUCGAGCUGCCUGCAGGAGGCUGAUUCACACCUGCCGUGGGAGGCUGGAGGAGGCCCGGCUGGAGGGGGCCCGGCUGGAGGGGGCCCGGCUGGAGGAGACCCGGCUGGAGGAGACCCGGCUGGAGGGGGCCCGGCUGGAGGGGGCCCGGCUGGAGGAGACCCUGCGCUCCAGCGGCGUGGCGGUCCUGGACCAGGACUUCUGCUCCGCCCUGAAGACCCUGCAGGAGGCCCAGUCCUCGGCCAUCGGGGCCCCCAAGAUCCCAGACGUGCGCUGGGAGGACAUCGGCGGGCUGCAGCAGGUGAAGAAGGAGAUCCUGGACACGGUCCAGCUGCCUCUGCAGCGCCCGGAGCUCCUGAGUCUGGGUCUGAACCGGACCGGGCUCCUCCUGUACGGACCCCCGGGGACCGGCAAGACCCUGCUGGCCAAGGCCGUGGCCACCGAGUGCUCCAUGACCUUCCUCAGCGUUAAAGGUCCGGAGCUCAUCAACAUGUACGUGGGUCAGAGUGAAGAGAACAUCAGAGAAGUGUUCAGCAGAGCGCGCUCAGCGGCUCCGUGCGUCGUCUUCUUCGAUGAGCUGGACUCUCUGGCUCCCAGCAGGGGGCGCAGUGGAGACUCAGGGGGGGUGAUGGACAGAGUCGUGUCCCAGCUGCUGGCCGAGCUCGACGCUCUGCCAACGUGUGCCGGAGUUUUUGUGAUAGGAGCCACGAACCGUCCAGACCUGCUGGACCGAUCACUGCUGAGGCCCGGCAGGUUUGAUAAGCUGGUGUUCGUGGGCCUCAGCGAGGACCGGGCCUCCCAGCUGCAGGUCCUCAGGGCGAUCCUCCGGAGGCUCCAGGUGGACCCCGCGGUGGACCUGCAGCGGGUGCUGGAGCGCUGCCCCGAUCACAUGACCGGCGCCGACCUGUACGCCCUGUGUUCGGACGCCAUGACGGCCGCCAUCAAGAGGAAGAUCGCUCUCAUCGACCGCGGUCUGGACUCGGAGGAUUCUCCUCUUCUCGUCUGCGUUGAGGAUUUUUCUUCAGCGUUGGAAAACUUCAAGCCGUCGAUUUCCCCCAAGGAGCUGCAGAGAUACAGAAACCUUCACCGGGAACUCACUGCCAAGUAGAGGAGGAGGAGGAGGAGGAGGAGGAGGAG
This is a messenger RNA of Pseudoliparis swirei, 3419 nucleotides long. It is a transcript of the gene pex6, whose product is annotated as peroxisomal biogenesis factor 6. The record is from RefSeq and is a predicted model, not a curated record. NCBI's taxonomy places the organism in Eukaryota, Metazoa, Chordata, Actinopteri, Perciformes, Liparidae. Gene Ontology annotation, cellular component: peroxisomal membrane; cytosol. Gene Ontology annotation, molecular function: ATP hydrolysis activity; ATP binding. Gene Ontology annotation, biological process: protein import into peroxisome matrix. Bases 16 to 3390 code for a protein of 1124 amino acids. The transcript is spliced from 18 exons.